CCCGGGGCAGGGGCGGAGGUGACGCUCACGGACCGUCCGGCGGCGCUGCCGCAGCUGCGGGAGAACGUUCGGCAGAACUUCCCGGGGGGGUCCCCCGAGGGGGUCGCGGGGGGGGCCCCGCGGGUGCGGGCGCUGUGCUGGGGCCGGGACCAGCGCCGCUUCCCCCCCAAAUUCCACCUGGUGCUGGGCUCCGACAUCGUGUACGACCCCCGCGCCUUCGCCCCCCUCCUGGGCACCCUCCGGCACCUCGUGGCCCCCCCGGGCCGGGCCCUGCUCAGCGCCCGCCGGCGGGGGGGGGGACGCGGGGACCCCUCGUUUCUUCGGGCAGAUGUUGCCCCCGUUUUUUCGGGUGCAGCUGCUGCGGAGAGACCCCGAGGGGGACAUCGAGAUCUACGGGCUGACCCCCCGGGAGGGGGGCGGGGAGGGGGAGCAGCUCGCGGGGGGCUGGGGGGGUCCCGAGGGGGAUUAAAUGGCCUCGAGGGGCCUCAGCUCAGCGCGUUGU
Messenger RNA from Neopelma chrysocephalum (saffron-crested tyrant-manakin), 502 nucleotides. Its product is annotated as EEF1A lysine methyltransferase 3-like. Gene Ontology annotation, molecular function: protein-lysine N-methyltransferase activity. The annotation marks the transcript as partial. Gene Ontology annotation, biological process: peptidyl-lysine methylation. The transcript has a single exon. The record is from RefSeq and is a predicted model, not a curated record. Gene Ontology annotation, cellular component: cytoplasm; cytosol. Lineage: Eukaryota; Metazoa; Chordata; Aves; Passeriformes; Pipridae.